This is a messenger RNA of Sphenostylis stenocarpa, 1200 nucleotides long. NCBI's taxonomy places the organism in Eukaryota, Viridiplantae, Streptophyta, Magnoliopsida, Fabales, Fabaceae. The record is from the annotation of a GenBank genome assembly.
AUGAUGAAGUCCUUUCACACACUGACUGCAGAAGAACCUCCUUCAUCCUCUGUGGCUUUAGAAGCCUCCGAGUCACGCCCCGGCCCUGGAGUGUUCUUCUUCCUUGGGGGGACUGUAUUGCUCACCAUAUUGCUCAUUCUCCUGUUUAUAUUUUGGAGGCGUGGUAAACAGCCAGCAAAGGUGAUGGAGAACACAAAUCUAACAAGUCAGCAGCAUGGACCGAUGAACUUCAUUAGUGGGAACCUUCGGACAAUUAGUCACUUUGACUUUCGGACAUUGAGGAGUGCCACUAAAAAUUUCCAUCCUCAGAAUCUUCUUGGAAGUGGUGGAUUUGGGCCUGUCUAUCAGGGCAAGUUGGCAGAUGGAAGGCUUAUUGCAGUAAAGACAUUGUCUCUUGACAAGUCUCAACAAGGAGAAAAAGAAUUUCUGGCAGAAGUGAGAAUGAUCACAAGCAUCCAACACAAAAAUCUGGUUCGUCUUCUGGGAUGCUGCACAGACGGGCCUCAAAGGAUACUUGUGUACGAAUAUAUGAAGAACAGAAGAAAGAGUGAUGAAUUUCUGAAUUGGAACACUAGAUUCCAAAUUAUUCUUGGUGUAGCACGGGGAUUACAAUAUCUCCACGAGGAUUCGUCGCAUUUAAGAAUUGUUCAUCGAGACAUCAAAGCAAGCAACAUUCUUCUUGAUGAGAAGUUUCAGCCUAGGAUUGGAGACUUUGGACUAGCUAGGUUCUUCCCUGAAGACCAAACUUAUCUUAGCACUCAGUUUGCAGGAACAUUAGGUUAUACAGCCCCUGAGUAUGCCAUUAGGGGAGAACUGUCCGAAAAGGCAGACAUCUAUAGUUUCGGAGUUCUUGUGCUUGAAAUCAUCAGUUGCAGGAAAAACACAGACCUUACUUUACCAUCAGAAAUGCAGUACCUCCCUGAAUUUGCAUGGAAACUUUAUGAGAAGUCAAUGUUGAUGGAUAUAGUAGAUCCAAAGUUGAGAGAAGAUGGCAUAGAAGAAAAGGAUGCCAUGCAAGCAUUUCAGGUGGCCUUGUUGUGCCUUCAGCCACACGCGGAUUUGAGACCUGCAAUGUCAGAGAUAGUAGCAUUGUUGACAUUCAAAGUUGAAAUGGUUACCAAGCCAAUGAGGCCAACCUUCGUUGAAAGAAGGCGCGUAAUGGAUGAUGAGAACCACUCUUGGGUAGCCAUAUCCUCGUAG